CUUCUCUUUCUCUCUCUUCACAUCAGUGUGUAACCGUCGACUUGACCUGAACUCCCAACCCCCACAUGGCCGCGUGCGGAGCAGACACCGCCCGAACCCUCGCCUGUCGCGACGGACACGCGGCAGCGCAGCUGAAGCUCAUCUCCAUCGCCGUUAUCUUCAUCACCAGCGUCGUCGGCAUCACCUCCCCCGUCCUCCUCGCCCGUCACUUCCAAGGCAAACCCGCCUACGACCGCGCCACUCUCUUGAUCAAGUGCUUCGCCGCUGGCGUCAUCCUCUCCACUUCCCUCGUCCACGUCCUCCCUGACGCCUUCGCCGCCCUCUCUGACUGCCACGUCGCCUCCCGCCAUCCCUGGAAAGACUACCCUUUCUCCGGCCUCGUCACCAUGAUCGGCGCCAUCGCUGCCCUCCUCGUCGACCUCACCGCCAGUGCCCACAUGGAGAGUCACACGGCUCACUCCCACGGCCAAUACGAGGUCCUUCCGGUGGCUACGCAGGAGGAGCCAGAUACCAAGAAGCCGUCUAUGUCGAUCGAGUUGAAAGUUGAGCCCGUGGCUGGUGCAGUUAGCGAUAGUGGCGGUGGCCAUAGCCACGAGGAGAUGGUGAUCAGGUUGAAGCAGAGAUUGGUGUCGCAGGUGUUAGAGAUAGGGAUUAUAUUUCACUCGGUGAUAAUAGGAGUGACGAUGGGGAUGUCUCAGAAUCAAUGCACCAUUCGGCCAUUGGUGGCUGCACUUGCGUUUCAUCAGAUUUUUGAGGGGAUGGGCCUCGGUGGCUGCAUUGCUCAGGCAGGGUUCACCUUUGGAACAACAGCCUACAUGUGCUUCAUGUUUGCAGUGACGACGCCAAUGGGGAUUGUGCUGGGGAUGAUCUUAUUCUCGGUGACAGGUUAUGACGAUAGUAGCCCUAAUGCCUUAAUCUUGGAGGGUUUGUUAGGAUCUUUCUCCUCUGGUAUUCUCAUUUACAUGGCACUUGUCGAUCUUAUAGCUCUUGAUUUCUUCCACAACAAGAUGAUGACCUCGAACUCAUGGUUGAGGAAAACUUCAUUCACCGCUCUUGUUCUUGGCUCUAUCUCCAUGUCCAUCCUUGCCCUUUGGGCCUAGAAGAGGCCGGAUUCUCAUUGUUUUUGUAAUAAACUUCAGGGGAAAGAAUUGGUAUGAGUUGCAUGUCCGGCAAUGUUGUGUGAAAUGUGAAAUGUAUAUUCUGAAAUCGUUAAUAGGUAGUAGAUAGCACAUUGUUGGCAUUGUAGCCUUGAUCUGUUGGAUCUUUUGGUGACCAAAUCGGAUUGAUAGAGCUGUGAUUCAGUUAUAUUAGAACCAUGGAUCCUAGACAUGCGCUUCUGUGAAAUAUGUGAUUAGUGGGGCGUAAAUACAGUACGAAGAACAUCAUUGUAAGCUUUGUCUUCCUAUCUAAUGAACCUUCGUUGCUCACUCUCUUUCUG
This is a messenger RNA of Fragaria vesca subsp. vesca, 1438 nucleotides long. RefSeq names its product zinc transporter 6, chloroplastic-like. Gene Ontology annotation, biological process: zinc ion transmembrane transport. Bases 66 to 1100 code for a protein of 344 amino acids. The transcript has 2 exons. Lineage: Eukaryota; Viridiplantae; Streptophyta; Magnoliopsida; Rosales; Rosaceae. Gene Ontology annotation, molecular function: zinc ion transmembrane transporter activity. Gene Ontology annotation, cellular component: plasma membrane. The record is from RefSeq and is a predicted model, not a curated record.